Molecule: messenger RNA, 2118 nt
Organism: Pipistrellus nathusii (Nathusius's pipistrelle)
Lineage: Eukaryota; Metazoa; Chordata; Mammalia; Chiroptera; Vespertilionidae
Source: the annotation of a GenBank genome assembly
AUGGCCUCGCCGGCUGAUAGCUGUAUCCAGUUCACCCGCCAUGCCAGUGACGUACUUCUCAACCUUAAUCGCCUCCGGAGCCGGGACAUCUUGACUGAUGUUGUCAUAGUGGUGAGCCGAGAGCAGUUUAGAGCCCAUAAGACAGUCCUCAUGGCCUGCAGUGGCCUGUUCUACAGCAUCUUCACAGACCAGUUGAAAUGCAACCUUAGUGUGAUCAACCUGGAUCCUGAGAUUAACCCUGAGGGGUUCUGCAUCCUCCUGGACUUCAUGUACACAUCUCGGCUCAACCUGCGGGAGGGCAACAUUAUGGCCGUGAUGGCCACAGCUAUGUACCUGCAGAUGGAGCAUGUCGUGGACACUUGCCGGAAGUUUAUCAAGGCCAGUGAAGCAGAGAUGGUUCCUCCCAUCAAGCCUCCCCGUGAAGAGUAUCUGAACAACAGAAUGCUGAUGCCCCAAGACAUCAUGGCCUAUCGGGGCCGUGAGGUGAUGGAGAACAACCUGCCACUGAGAAACCCCCCUGGGUGUGAGAGCAGAGCCUUCGCCCCCAGCCUGUACAGUGGCCUGUCCACACCGCCAGCGUCUUACCCCGUGUACAGCCACCUCCCCGUCAGCAGCUUCCUCUUCUCCGAUGAGGAGCUGCGGGAUGCCCGGAUGCCUGUGGCCAACCCCUUCCCCAAGGAGCGGACCCUCCCUUGCGAUAGUGCCAGGCCAAUGCCUGGGGAGUACAGCCGGGUGGCCAUGGAGAUGCCCCCAAGUGUGUGCCACAGUCUCUACUCACCCAAGGAGGUGGCCCCAGAGGAGGCACGGAGUGACAUGCACUACAGUGUGGCCGAGGGCCCCAAGCCAGCUGCCCCUUCAGGCCGGAAUGUUUCAUACUUCCCCUGUGAUAAAUCUGGCAAGGAGGAAGAGAGACCCUCCUCAGAGGAUGAAAUCGCCCUGCACUUCGAGCCCCACAAUGCCCCCCUAAACCGGAAGGGUCUGGUUAGUCCCCAGAGCCCCCAGAAGUCCGACUGCCAGCCCAACUCUCCCACAGAGUCCUGCAGCAGCAAGAACGCGUGCAUCCUUCAGACCUCUGGCUCCCCUCCAGCCAAGAGCCCCACCGACCCCAAAGCCUGCAACUGGAAGAAAUACAAGUUUAUUGUGCUCAAUAGCCUCAACCAGAAUGCCAAGCCUGAGGAGCCCGAGCAGGCCGAGCUGGCCCGCCUUUCCCCUCGGGCCUAUCCUGCCCCACCGGCCUGCCAGCCACCCAUGGAGCCGGAGAACCUUGACCUCCAGUCUCCAGCGAAGCUCAGUGCCAGUGGGGAGGACUCCACCAUCCCACAGGCCAGCCGACUCAAUAAUAUCGUCAACAGGUCUCUGACAGGCUCCCCCCGCAGCAGCAGCGAGAGCCACUCACCCCUCUACCUUCACCCUCCGAAGUGCACGUCCUGUGGCUCUCAGUCCCCACAGCACACGGAAAUGUGCCUCCACACCACCGGCCCCACGUUCCCGGAGGAAAUGGGAGAGACCCACUCUGAGUACUCGGAUUCCAGCUGUGAGAAUGGGGCCUUCUUCUGCAAUGAGUGUGACUGCCGCUUCUCUGAGGAGGCCUCGCUCAAGAGGCACAUGCUGCAGACUCACAGUGACAAACCCUACAAGUGUGACCGCUGCCAGGCCUCUUUCCGCUAUAAGGGCAAUCUUGCCAGCCACAAGACCGUCCAUACAGGUGAGAAACCCUAUCGUUGUAACAUCUGUGGGGCCCAGUUCAACCGACCGGCGAACCUGAAAACCCACACUCGAAUUCACUCUGGAGAGAAGCCCUACAAAUGUGAAACCUGCGGAGCCAGAUUUGUACAGGUGGCUCACCUCCGUGCCCACGUGCUUAUCCAUACUGGCGAGAAGCCCUAUCCGUGUGAAAUCUGUGGCACCCGUUUCCGGCAUCUGCAGACUCUAAAGAGCCACCUGCGAAUCCACACGGGAGAGAAACCUUACCAUUGCGAGAAGUGUAACCUGCAUUUCCGUCACAAAAGCCAGCUGCGUCUCCACUUGCGCCAGAAGCACGGCGCCAUCACCAACACCAAGGUGCAAUACCGCGUGUCUGCCACCGACCUGCCCCCAGAACUGCCCAAGGCCUGCUGA